Molecule: messenger RNA, 1588 nt
Organism: Amborella trichopoda
Lineage: Eukaryota; Viridiplantae; Streptophyta; Magnoliopsida; Amborellales; Amborellaceae
Product: NF-kappa-B inhibitor-like protein
Source: RefSeq, a predicted model, not a curated record
UUAUUUGUGGAUAAAACAGGGAAUAUGUAUAUUUUAUUCUUUGUGAAGCAUUUAGGAGUGGAUAUUGUUGCAGGUUUUUAACGAUAUUAUGCGCGUCUCCCACUCUCUCUCUCUCCAUCCAUCUCCAGAGUGAAGAGCGUGACCGCCCUCUCUUUCUACGUCUCAAUUUCUCUGUAGAGAGAGAAAUGAAGAUUGUGGAGGAGUUCCCUGGGUAAAAGAGGUUCGUGUAGAGAGAGAAAGCAGGAUUGUAGAGAAUUCCUCUUUUAUAAAGAGGAAUACAGAGUACUAUCCGCACUCAUCCAUUCUCUCUCGAGAGAGAAAGGAAGAACUAUGGAGAGCCUCGGAUUGGGGAUUUUCAACGUUUUUUCAUCUGAAUUACUGCAUUUUACUCAAAAUCCUUUACCACUUGCGCGUAAUGGCGUUACUCAUUUCAGGAAAUUCCGCAGAUGCUCGGUCGCCAAAAGCCCUCUUUCUGAAAGAGAGCUUGCAACUGGAGAUCUAGUGGAAUUCUUUCUUCAAGAUAGACAAUUAAAUGGAGAUUUUAUAUCAAAGGUUUCUGAUGUUCUCUGGAAAGGGGAUUAUUUCAAAUCGGUUGAGGAGGAUGUGAAAGUUGAAAAUCUACAGCCUAUUGAGGAGGUUGCAGAAGAUGAAAAUGCCGGAGGGUUUUUGAAAUUGACCAAAACACAAGACUGGAUUUUAGGUGGAGACUCCGUUCCCAUGAAUAGAAAGUCAGUUGCAAAGGAGUGGCAGAAUGACAGAGAAAGAAGGAAGAAUCUAAAUCUUCUCCAAUAUGAUGCAGUGAAGAGGGAAAUGUUGCUUUUAACAACGACGAUUGGAGCAGCUUGCAGUGGCUAUUGCUUGAUAACUUUAUCUCUUCAGGCUGCUUUAAGUUAUGCAACAGGAGUACUCUUCAGCUGUUUAUAUCUUCAGCUACUUUAUCAUCACUCAGACAACAUAUCAAGAGCCAUGGUGCCACAGGUUUUUAUGCAAGAGAAAUCCAAGAAGAUUGGGUUCCGAAGUGAUGACCUCAAAAAUUCGUUGGAAAGAACAGUGAAAGGGAGUGCCUUUGCACUUUCAUCCCCUAGGCUUGUGAUUCCUGCUGCAAUUUAUGGAUUGUGGGCUCUGUCACACCAGUUCUUGAAUGAUCCCUUUGAUUUUCAGUUGGUCCCAGCAAUGUUUGGGUUCUUUGCAUACAAGGCAGCUGCACUGGUUCAGGUUUACAGAGACAAUGAGGAUUUGAGAUUCAUAUUUCCAGAAGAAGACCCAGAUUACUGAAAAGACAGAAAACUCACUUUUGAUUCUAAGGUGUUGCAACCUUGGAGGAACCAAGUCUCUGAUGAGAGAGAAAGCUCUUGUUGAGGCUCUAUUAGUCUUGCCAUAAAGAGAGAGAGGAUCUUAUCUGAGCCAUUGUCUUGCCUCCAUUGAUUGUGCUUCGUAGUAUGUUUUGAUCUUGUAUAUCUCCACCAUGGCAAUUUUUAGAAAGCGCAAUUGCAAAUGAAAUAAUCUUAGUAUGUUUUGAUCUUGUAUAUCUCUACCAUGGCAAUUUGUAGCAAGCACAAUUGCAAAUGAAAUAAUUUCUUGGUGUUCA